Molecule: messenger RNA, 849 nt
Organism: Rhizophagus irregularis DAOM 181602=DAOM 197198
Lineage: Eukaryota; Fungi; Glomeromycota; Glomeromycetes; Glomerales; Glomeraceae
Source: RefSeq, a predicted model, not a curated record
AUGUAUUUAUGGGGUGGAUUGGAUAUUCGUAUGAAUGCUAUUAGUGAUAUGCUUAUUUUAGAUACAGUAAAUCUUGUUUGGAGUAAAGGAAGUUUUGCACCAAUUAUGAGUAUGAGAUAUGCUGCCGUUUUAUUGCCCGAUAAUAUAUUGGUCUAUAUAUAUGAUACAAUAGAUGAUGAUUGGAAUAUAAAGUCAACUUCAGGAACAAUACCUUCUUACAAAAGCGGUUUUACCGCUGUUCUUGGAUUAGACGGUCAAAGGGUAAUCAUUUAUGGAGGUUAUAGGGAUGAUGUUACUAAAACUCCUAAACCUGUGGAUUCACCACUCUAUGAAUUAAAAUUAAUAAAUUUUGAAUGGCGUAUUCCAAAAACAUCUGGGCAAACUUUAGCAUUCCGUUAUGGUCAUGUAGCAAAUGUAAUUGACAAAUAUAUGGUUAUUUCAUUUGGAGAAAGUUAUAACCGUUCAAUUGAAAAUGAUAUUUUAUUGCUUGAUAUUAGUAAUGUCAAUGAGUAUAUAUGGACGAACGAAUUUAACAACUUACCACCAAAUAACAUUAUUGGUGCAAUUAUAGGAUCUUUGCUUGGUUGUUUGUUAUUGUCCUUUGUAAUAGGUUUUAUUAAAUACAGACGAGAUAAAAAUAGAAGUAAAGAUGAUAAUGAUCAAGCCGAAAAUAAUGUUCAUAAUUACGGACAAGAAAUAGUGCAACCACUCAAAAAUGAAAAGAUUUUUAAUCAUGGACAAGAAAUAGUAGAACUACCCAAUAAUGACCAUAUUUUUAAUCAUGGACAAGAAAUAACAUUAAAUGUGUAUAUGGUAUUUCGAAGUUUCAGUGAUUGUUUAUUGAGUUAA